This is a messenger RNA of Enterospora canceri, 1188 nucleotides long. The record is from the annotation of a GenBank genome assembly. Lineage: Eukaryota; Fungi; Microsporidia; Enterocytozoonidae.
AUGACACAAGGGGAAAAUAAACGAUUGAAGAAGCCAUUUGAGGGAGAGGUGUUUGUGUUCACUGGAACAAUGAAGAUGGAGAGAGACGAGGCUACAAUGAAGGUGAUUGAACUAGGCGGAAGAUGCACGAAGGCACUAAGUGGGAAGACGACGUGUUUGGUUACAGGAGAUGAGCCAGGCCCAUCAAAGGUGAAAAAGGCAGAAAAACUGGGAAUUAGGGUAGAAGACGAGGAACAGUUCAUGAGAAGACUUCAUACCGCAAUGGGUAAAUUGGAGACCAAGAUAGAGCCAGAAAAGGAUGCAUAUGCGUCCAUAGAGAAGAUUGAAAUUGGGGUGAAUGAAGAGAGUGAAUUUGACUUCAGUAUAAAGAGUGAAACAGGGGCAGAGACAAAACAGGCUGAAUUUGUGAAUUGGGCUGAAAAAUACAGGCCACAGAAAUCAAGUGAAAUCAUUGGAAAUCCAACAGCAAUUGGAGAAGUAAGAGACUUUCUGGAGAGUGGAAGUAGUGAGGCGUUAUUUAUUAGCGGGAGUCCAGGAUUGGGCAAGACUACCACUGUGCAUGUGCUAUGCAACGAGUUGGGGAUAUCAAUGAUUGAAUUCAAUGGAAGUGAUCUGAGAAACAAGAAGGGCCUGGAUAAAAAUGUACGAAGCAAGUUGGAAGGUGGAUCAGUGCUAGGGAUUCAGAGGGUGAUUGUGAUGGAUGAGGUGGAUGGGAUGUCAUCAGAUCGAGGUGGAAUAGCAGAAUUGAUCAAAAUAGUCAAGGAGAGUUCAAUACCAAUCAUAUGCAUUGCAAAUGAUCGGACACAUCCGAAACUGCGUACUUUGAUGAGCCAUUGCAACGAAGUGAAGUUCAGGAAGCCAGUCAUCUCAUCGGUGCUGCCCAGGUUGAAAUCAAUUUUGAAAACAGAGGGGAAAUAUCUGCCUGAAAAUGUGUUAACUGAAAUAGUAUUAGGAUGCAAUCAGGAUAUUCGAUAUGUCAUAAACACAAUGCAGAAGAACUGUGACAUCAAGGAUGUGCGUCAACUGAUCAUAGACAAGAAAGAUGUGGCAAGAAACACCUUUGAAUUAGCAAGUGAAAUAUUCAAGAGGAUGCCAGUCAACAGAAAGAUUGAUCUAUUUUUUGAAGACUACCACUCUUUGUCCAUGGACGAUACAACAAGGCUGAUACGUUUGAAUACGGUAGAAUGA